AAAAAAAAAACCCCCCAACAUCAGGUCAUUCCAAUUCUUCCUCCUCCUCAACGCCAAUUCCUUCUUCGCCCUUCUUCUCCUUCUCUUUUUAAUACCCAGUCACAAUGUUCUCCGCUCGAUUCGUCGCUAGGUCGGCGCCCCGCGUCGUCGCCCGCCUCUCCGGCGCCGCCCUCCGACAGACUGCCCGUCCCAGCACCUUUGUCAAGGCUUCCUCUCUGCGACCUGCCUUCUCCACCUCCGUCUUCCGGAGGGCUGCUGCUGCUGCUGCUUCCGAGACCGAUGGCGAGCUCUCGGCCAAGCUUGAGAGCGAGAUCCAGAUCGAGGAGGACAUGAAGGCCAACGAGCAGGACCCCGCCAGCAUCAAGGAUUUCCUCAACAACAGCGCUUUUGAGCUCAUUGAUACCCCCGGACAGGAGGUUGUCAAGCUCGUCCGCAACUUUGGCGACGAGAAGAUCACCGUCAGCUUCUCCAUCGCCGACAUCACCAACUACGACCCCUACGCCGAGGAGAACGCACUCGAGGAGGAGGGUCUCGAGGAGGACCCCAGCAGCCAGCGCAGCGCCCAGUCCAGCGGCCGGGCCAACGAGGAGAUUGACGAGGAGCUCGAGGACGACCUGGAGGACGAGGCCGCCGCCCCCAUCAACCUGUCCAUCGUGAUCGAGAAGCCCGGCAAGACCGAGGGCGCCCUCAACAUCGACGCCACCGCUCAGGACGGCAACGUCGUCGUCGAGAACCUCUUUUACUACGCCGAUGCCAAGGUCGCCAAGGUCGAGUCCCCCGAGGCCGCCCAGAAGCGCGCCGACGUCUACCCCGGUCCUCCCUUUGGUAGCCUCGACGACGACCUCCAGCUCCUGAUGGAGCGAUUCCUCGAGGAGCGGGGCAUCACCCAGGCUCUCGCCGUCUUUGUCCCCGACUAUGUCGAUGUCAAGGAGCAGCGCGAGUACACCCGGUGGUUGAGCAACGUCAAGGCCUUUAUUGAUGCUUAAAUGGGCUGUUAUCAGCUAAAAAAUGAUGAGAUUCACAAGAGAAGAAAGAGCAAGAUGGAGUCUUUGAAACGGAAAUCUUGUGUUGAAUGAAGGGAAUGGGAAAUGCCGCUCUUGUUGUACAAUAGGAUGAGAUCCAACGAGGUCAAACUACAUGUCAAGAUAUGUGUAACGAU
Fusarium vanettenii 77-13-4 is the source of this 1159-nucleotide messenger RNA. RefSeq lists its product as uncharacterized. Gene Ontology annotation, biological process: cytosolic ribosome assembly. Lineage: Eukaryota; Fungi; Ascomycota; Sordariomycetes; Hypocreales; Nectriaceae. Bases 105 to 986 code for a protein of 293 amino acids. Gene Ontology annotation, cellular component: mitochondrial matrix. The record is from RefSeq and is a predicted model, not a curated record. The transcript has 2 exons.